Messenger RNA from Colletotrichum costaricense, 726 nucleotides. RefSeq lists its product as uncharacterized. The record is from RefSeq and is a predicted model, not a curated record. The transcript has 3 exons. Bases 1 to 726 code for a protein of 241 amino acids. NCBI's taxonomy places the organism in Eukaryota, Fungi, Ascomycota, Sordariomycetes, Glomerellales, Glomerellaceae.
AUGAGGUACAUGACACGUCACGGUCUAUUUCAUCGACUCGUGUCCAUCCGCGGUCUCGGCCCAAGCUACCUCGACCAGUGGUUUUCAGCCCGGGAAUUCACGUCCGCGAAGAAACUUGGCCCUGCAGGUGCCGCCGACACAUCCUCACGCAACAUGGAGAAAGCCACUGCGGCAUCGUCGCGAGACCGAUCGCGAUCAAAUAGGCGAAACACAACUCUACCUAGUAGAGGUGGACUGUCGGAGUCGGGCUCAAGCAACAAUCCUCAAGACAAGCCAGAUUCUACCGGUAUGCCCAACCACGAGAUCGAUGACAGCGGUAUCGGCGACAUUGACGUCUCGGAAACGGAUUUGGGGGAGGGUUCGGGUGCCGAUUUGAACCCCGAUGUGUCUCGCCCCAGUGCUGCUGCGGAAUCUGCCCACUCCACCCAGAAUGCCCUCUGCGAAAUAAGUCGUCAAGCCCAACAAACGGUAUCGUCACACGAGGGUCUUGAGAAUGCAGGUGCAAGCGCAGAAAUUUUGCAGUGUGUUUUGGACGACAUCAAGGAUGAGGGCCGUUUCCAGAAAAUCCGGACACGGAUUAACGCCGAUGCCAAGUACGCGACCGACGCGGGUAUGGACAAGGCAGAAUCGGAGAGCAGCAUCAUCCAGCUGCGCGAGAAGACCCUCGCUCGUCUAUGCGCCAUCGAGGAGCAGACUGACGGCUGCGUUGACAAUGAGGAGGACUAG